UGUCGGCACACGACGGCCGGGGGCGCCGCCGGCCUCGGCCUCGGCCCCGAGACCCGACACCCUGCACGCACGCCAGCCUCGGCCGGCGGAGCGGGGGAUGGGGCCGGGCCCGCCGCCGCCGCCGCCGCCGGGCGCGGGGUCAGAGGGCUGCCCCGGGGUGUGAUGUUAUUUCCUGCCUUACUGUACAUGACGUGUUGGCACUCGGGCCGGGCCGUGGGUCUCCGCGUCAUGUGAGCUUGUUGUACAGUAAAGAGCCAGCAGCAGCAGCAACAUGGCAGCGGCGCUCGCACCCUGAGAGCCUGGGCGGGCUGUCACUCAGCGACCAAACAGAGCGCUCGCGCUCCAUUGCUCAGCUCCCCCCUCCUCCUUCCUCCUCCACCCGCCGAGUCUCUGUAACCUUCAGCAAGUGUCAGCCUUUCCGACAUGAAGGAGAAACAGAAGAAAAAGAAAGGGCGAACCUGGGCGGAGGCAGCACGAACGAUGUAUACUGGAUGCUCCUCAUAAGUGCGGUUACCACGCGGGAAUGCACAUAUGAAGCUGACAUUGCUGUACAUCUUUAUCAGGUACUGGAGAAGUACCGAAACACACCAAUGAGCCACAAGGAGAUCCUACAAGUCAUUCAGCGUGAAGGAUUGAAGGAGAUCAGUGGCACCUCUCCAUUGGCUUGCUUGAAUGCUAUGCUUCACACUAAUUCUAGAGGAGAAGAAGGUAUUUUCUAUAAAGUACCUGGUCGCAUGGGAGUCUAUACCCUAAAGAAGGAUGUCUCAGAUGAAAUGAAGGAUCUAUCCGAGAUGUGGGAAGACAGCAGUGAUGGCCAAUCGGACUCGCAGAGCAUAGAGAGCAACGAGAAAAAGGAAAAGAAAAAAAUCUCAUCCAGGUUAUCACCUCAACCAGCCUCGCCUCAGGAAAGCUGUCCCUCUCCUUCCAUCACUCAGAAUAAGGUUAUGUCUCCAUCCCAGAAGCACAGCAAAAAGGCUCUCAAGCAGGCUUUGAAACAGCAGCAACAGAGAAAGCAGUGUCGCCCUGGGUUAACUGUGUCCUCCAACUCGCGGCUUUUGGUGAAGUCUGUGAAAACCACUGAUCAGGCAGGCUCUGAGACUGGUUGGGAAACAAAGCAGUCAGACGGAUGUUCAACAAAUCCUCAGAAUUCAACCUCCACUCCAUCAGUAUCCAGUAAAAUGGAACAAGCUCUGUCUGGGCUGGGCAGGAAACCCACUCAGAGGUCUGAGAGACUCAAUGCAAGACAACUGAAAAGAACAAAAGCCAUGGACAUUGAUGUUGAAACACCAGAUUCCAUUCUUGUGAACACAAAUCUGCGGGCUCUUAUCAACAAGCACACAUUUUCUGUUUUCCCUGGUGACUUCCAGCAGCGUCUCCUCCUCCUGCUUCCUGAAGUGGACAGACAGGUGGGUACAGAUGGCUUGAUGCGCUUGAGCACUUCAGCACUGAAUAAUGAAUUCUUUACUUCUGCAGCCCAGGGUUGGAAGGAGCGGCUUUCAGAGGGAGAGUUCACUCCAGAGAUGCAGUUGAGAAUACGACAAGAGAUAGAGAAAGAAAAGAAGGUGGAACAAUGGAAGGAAAUUUUUUUCGAAAACUAUUAUGGUCAAAACUCUGGGAUAAGUCUGGAAGACUCAGAAAAGCUGACUGCAGUAACAAAUAAUUUGGAGGAUCGUCCCGCAUCCAAACAAUGCCCUAUCCAGUUGGCUGCACAUGAUACCUCUCGCAAGGCUGGGACAGAGACUGAAGCAAAAGGAGAAAAGGAUGACAAGACAGGAACCAAAGAAAUAAGAAUGCUGAAAGAAGACAAGACUGAAGAAAAUGAGAAGUCACCUGUGUCUCUAGAGCAAUGUAAAACCAAAUCUUCAAUUAUUAAAAAUCCUGAAGAAAACUCCUCUGAGAUCAGUACCGUGUCUGAGGUAAAGGUGGAGCACGCACAGAGUACUUCAGCACUGAAGCAGGAUAAUCAAGCAAUGGGAACAAGCUGUGUUGUCUCCCCAGAGCCUAAAGUCAUGGUAGUUAAACCAGAAGUGGAGCAAACUGAGUCCAAAGUGCAACCCAAAUUGGAAAGCUUGGAUGCAAGUGAAAAUAAAAAAUCUGAGACUGCUGAAUCUGUGGAGAGCAAAGCCCAUGAGCUUUCUAAACAUGACCAGCUUGUAAAAAUGUCUUCUGCAGAGGAAAUGGAAGUUACUGCAGAGGGUCUGAAGAGGAAGUCUACCAAUGACCGAGAAUCUGUGCUCAGCCCUGAGAAAAAGCCUCGAGUUGUGGAUCAUCUGUUAUUUCGGACCCCACCUAAGGACUUUCCCAGGAACGAAACUGAGCCAGAAGAACCCAAAGUCCCACCUCUUAAGAUACCGGUCUCAAGGAUCAGACCCGUACAAACCCCAACUGGUCAGGUCUCUCCAAGGGCCACUUUCCCACUGCCCGUCACUAGUCCAGGGAGAACCUCAGCCAGGACUCUGGCCGACAUCAAAGCUAAAGCUCAACUCGCCAAAGCACAGCACGCAGCAGCCGCAGCUGCCGCAGCCGCAGGUGGAGCCGUUCCGGGCCCGGGUCCGGGAGGAGGGAGUGGAGGCGGAGGAGGUGCGCUCACUGGGACAGGGAGCCAUAGGAACUCAGGACAGUGGAGUGCACUGGACCUGGACAGAACUGGAGGCAGGAGAGGUACUGGAGGUCCCCUGUUUGUUUCUCCAAGAGAGCAACCUAAAUCGAGUUCGGAGGCGACGAGCGAGGCAGGAGCCGGUGUGGAUCCGAGAGCACAAUUACAGCCGGCUGCCGUGGCACAGUGCAGAUCUGCAGUCAGCAACAUGGACCCCAGCAAACCCGCAUCCCUAUCAACACCAGCAUUAACAUCACCAAUUGCAGAUGAAGCAAUAUCGGUCGCUGCGCGAGCACAUUCGCAGGCGGCCCCACUGAUGGCAUGUAUUACUGCAAGUAAAACUUCUCCUGCCCUUUUUCAGGCACACACUGUAAACCAGGUUUCCAGUCCAACUUUGAGAGAAGUCUUGAAACUUGCACCUGCUUUCAAAGAUUCAGAAUAUGCAAGGGCAGAAACUCAAAGCUCAGGAAAUUUUACAGUGCACAAUAAACCGGGCGAAGGGGGUAAUGAACACCCUUCGGUAGGUUCCAGUAACAGAGAAUCGAAUGUGGACAGAAAGCAACCUGCUGAAACCCAGCUGCCACCCCUUUCAUUUGAUGCACAGAAGAACCUCCAGCUGGCAUCUUCAGCCAGCGUCUUCACCACAGCAGGUAGUUGUAAUAUGGUAGCAGCCAGAGGCACAACUGGGACUUUAAAGGUGGCCCCUCCAGUUUCUGAAGCCAUUGUGAAUGUAGAGAGCUGUUUUGUUACAUCGGUUGCAUCCACGCCAUUACUUUGCACCUCACAGAAUGCAGCCAGCCUUAAAGCGCAAGUGGAAACCAUGCCAAAACCGAGCUCGUCUAUCCCUGCAAACAAUCCACUGGUGACGCAAUUGCUUCAAGGAAAAGAGCUGCCUCUGGAGCAAUUUCUGCCUAAGACGCUGACCAAAGCAGAGAUGAAACCUGUGUAUCAGUUACCGCCAAGUGAUAAAGUGAGGGCAUGUUCUGAUGGCGCAUUGUUGGUAUCUGUCACUGUGGGAAGUGCUACCACUGUGAUUCACAGGUCUGGUGAAGGAACCACUGAUCUUAUCAAAGGGAGACGAUUCCAAACAAUUACAGAACACGGUGUUGAAUCAAUUGCUCAGCAGAUUCAGCCGGAGCAGUUUGAACAGACUUCAAAGGACAGUUCUACCAGUGAAGAGCCACAAAGCAGGGACUCUGAUCAAGACAGCAUUCAAUCAGAGUUGUUCAACAGAUCGCAGGAGCGAAUUCUGCCACCCAUACUGAGCAACUUGCCAGGUCAAAGCCUGCCUGCUGUGUCAGAGUCAUUACAGUACAAGAUCAGCAGCUUCCCCUCUGGAGAUGCCUCUUUGGGUCAAAGAUCAAGAUUUGGUUUGAUGGGGACAAAGUCUGCCCUUAAGCCAGCAGUGUCUGGCCAUUACCUGCUUAAUACGGCAACCUAUGGGAGAGGUUCUGAGAGCUGGAGGAGGGCACAUGCUCAGGCCUCGGAGCCUCAGGUUGCUGUGAAUGGUCAGGCGGAAACUUGUGAGAAGGAAGGCAGGGCAAAAGCGGCCGAGGCUGGUGCUCAGCAGACACCAGAGUCCAGUCAUCCUCCAUCUGCAGUAAUCAAGACAGAGCAGGACUCUACCCAGGUGGGUGACAGUGUUUCCUGUCCCCAGGCAGGUUACUUAUCCAGUGGGGGUUUGAAGCAGGAAGCAGUUGUGCAUGAAUACAGACACACAGGAAAGGAGAAUACUCCUUUACUGCCUCCUGCCCAAGUGGCUGGUGUACCUGUGUUUAAAGAACACCAUCAAGGAACCCAGGCAAACCUGGCUCAUUCUGGUGGUGGCAAACUGUUGCAGAGUCAUCAGGAUCCCAACAAAGCAGCCAGUUUCUCUGUUGGAUUUCAACAGUCUGCCCAGCAUCAACAAAAGAUUCCUGCUUAUGGAAACCGUGCAAGUUCCCAGUUUGCAUUCAGACCUGUUCAUAGUGGUAGUAACAACAUUCCUUCUGUUUCACCUGUAAAUCAUUGCUCCAUUGUCAAAGGAAUGUCAGUGUAUAGCCAAGUUUCAAACAACUCUGGAAAUAUGGUGUCAUUCUCAGUUACUGUGACAACACUUCCUGCUGGUCAGUCAGUAAAUACCAGCACUCAUGGCCAAUCUGCCCAGACUUUUUCUGAAGGUGGCAAAAUGGAGGACUCACCUUCCAAAUGUUAUUGUAGGCUUAAAGCCAUGAUUAUGUGUAAAGGAUGUGGAGCAUUUUGUCACGAUGACUGCAUUGGACCAUCUAAGUUAUGUGUUUCCUGUUUAGUGGUACGAUAGGUAACAUGGUUUCUUUUGUUUAAAACAUUACCUGAACUGGCAUAUGCCAUGCACAAGAGACAUGUACAAUCAGGAAAAAUUUGUAUCGAUUUUAUUAACAGUGGCACCUUGUUCUAGGCUUGACUGGUAUGUGUUAAGUGAGACAGAGUUUGCACUAAAGAUCAUGUUCAGAUAUUAUUCAUCUAUUUUUUUCAAAAAAACUUUGAACAGAAGCAAACAGGGUAACUAAUAAAAAUUUGUUUGAUGUUAUUUAAAUGCCCACAUAUAUUAACAGGGGCCCAGUGAAUUUUACCUUUUCUCCCCGUUUUGGCCACUAAUGAAAUUAAUUUGAUGAGGCAUAUUUGAAAUUUGCAUUGGCAGUGCUGCUCAUUUACCUUUCCCUUGAAAUGAGACAAAUCAUCCAGCGUUAACCGGGGUAAAAAAUUUUCGGCUUGUCACGAGGGAUGGCUGGUCUGUCAACUUAAAUCUAAAUCUGCUUGGUAGUUGCUCUGCGCUUAGUUUUACACUUAUGAGAUUGGCAAAUGGGUAACGCAGCUGCAAUAUCCAAAUAUAGCCAAAAUCAUAAGUCUCUGAAGUCAGUUCUGAACUAGAAAUCAUGGCUGAUGUGAAAUUAAGGCAAAAUGAAUGAACUGUAUUACUAUUGACUUUAAAUAAGAGAAACUCCAUCAGGCAUUAAAUUUUAAAAGCUGUCAGGUUGUGUUUGUCAAUCAAUAAAAGCCGAGAUUAUAAACUGAAGGUUCUUUGGCAAUGGCCAAUAAAAUUUACAUCAUGGUUUCAUCAUAUAAAGAAAACCCCAGGAUGAUUAGAUUUUAUAUUCUUUCACAGUAUUUCUACGCUCCUCUGAUGAUCAGUCCAAUGACAAUGACAAAAUUGGAGUGAAUUUAUUAUAUAAUAGAUUUUUAAUCUGUAUUUCCUGAAAUAAUUACAGGGUAAGUGGCACUGAAGAAAUUCCAGAUUAUUACCAUCAAUUUUAAUGAUUUUAUUUAAGUGUAUGCAUUAAAAUAAUUACAUCCCAGAAUGUCAGUGGGAAAAAAUAUUCUCUGUUACAAUAUACAGAUCCAAGCCCUCAAAUAGAGUACCACUUGUCCAGUGUUUCUGUGAAAUGACAAAAGUGAAGCUCUUAAUUUCUGAAAGGCAAACAUUUAAUACAGAUAUUACAGCCUCUGAAGCAAGAGAACAUAUCACUGAUUAUAUCAGCAAUAAACAGCACAGUUGCAAACUCAAAGAACUGGCAUACUAAUCUUCCUUAAUCCUUCACCCACAGCCAAAUCUAGGCUUUGAGGUUAAUUACCAGGAAUCACCAAAGCUCUUUUUACCAACACUAGUGAAACCUGCUAACAUACAAUUGUCUGUGGAUAUUUGGAGAUUUCAGAUGACAUUUUAUGAUUUUUGAAGCUGUUGACAACGAUCCAAGCAGUUUAACACCAAAAAGGGGGCCAACUAAAUAACCCACUUUCUCGACAGUGUAUGAUUUUUUUUAAACCCUUUUCCAUUCAGUUCAAGGGAAAUAAGACUUCAGUUGGGUGAUAAAGCAAAAAAAACACCCUUAACUGUCACUUAACUGAAGACUAGCUACACUUUUUUUUAUUAUUUCUAUUGGUUUUGGUUUAAAAUAGAUUGUAAAAAUAGCAUGAUUUCAAUGCUUUUGUUGUCUUUAAAGACUUUUUAAUAUUCUGCCUUUGUCAUGCAAUUUUUGGAGGGUCUUUUGAGUUAAUAAUGGGGCAAAUGUAAAAAUAAAUUAGACUGAUAUAUAGUUUAAAAAAAAGACAGUAAUUUUUUUCACAGAUACCAGUAUAGAAAUCACUAUUUUAAAAUAAUAAAGACUUUUUAAAGAAUUUAAAAAUGAAAUAGAUGAUUCUUACUUUAUAUUGGUUGCACUUCAUAUUUUAUGUUUAAAGAAAAUAAGUGGCAAGAUAUUUAACAUUUACUUCCCAAACAAAAUUCACCCAAUAGUAGGUUUCAUGGUUAGUAACAUGGAAAAUACUCCAUACUUACUGUAACUGUAUCAACCAAUGUUCUUGUCAUAGAUGCAAUUGAAUUAUUGAUAUAUUAUGUCACUUGUUUUAAAAAAAAGAAACAUAGAAUCUUUAUUUCUGGUAUUGUCUUUCUUGAUACAGAUUAUAUUUUUCUCUUAAAAUUAAGAAACUGUUCUUUUAAUGGAGAAUGUAUAUUAGAAAUAUAGCUCCUGUAUGAAAUGUAUUUUAUCACCAGAUAAACAGCAAAUAAAGAUGGCUGUUAUAUCA
Molecule: messenger RNA, 7138 nt
Organism: Hypanus sabinus (Atlantic stingray)
Lineage: Eukaryota; Metazoa; Chordata; Chondrichthyes; Myliobatiformes; Dasyatidae
Gene: asxl2
Product: ASXL transcriptional regulator 2
Exons: 12
Coding region: 492-4895 (1467 amino acids)
Biological process (GO): positive regulation of transcription by RNA polymerase II; animal organ morphogenesis
Cellular component (GO): PR-DUB complex
Molecular function (GO): peroxisome proliferator activated receptor binding; chromatin binding; DNA binding
Source: RefSeq, a predicted model, not a curated record